Molecule: messenger RNA, 2076 nt
Organism: Echinococcus granulosus
Lineage: Eukaryota; Metazoa; Platyhelminthes; Cestoda; Cyclophyllidea; Taeniidae
Product: ATP-binding cassette sub-family B member 8
Exons: 12
Coding region: 1-2076 (691 amino acids)
Biological process (GO): transmembrane transport
Cellular component (GO): membrane
Molecular function (GO): ATP binding; ABC-type oligopeptide transporter activity; ATP hydrolysis activity
Source: RefSeq, a predicted model, not a curated record
AUGUCUAUGUAUCGAUAUUUGCUAGGUCUGACAAAACCGAUAUUAAUAAGACCUUAUCGACAACUUUAUACUAGGUUUUCGGACAUUAAAACCGUGAAUACAAUUCGACUGCAUGUCAGACGGAACUUCCGGUCUUACGCCUCUUUCAGUUUAUGUGCAGCAGGUGUUGCCGCUGCAUUUUCGAUCCCAUCCCAAAUCAAAGACGGUUUGACCUUUGAAGAAUCAUUGCAAUCACUAUCCGGCCUUGAGGCGGCAGUAAGGAAGCCAGAUUUAAGUGUACCAGCGAAUACAUUCACCCUAAAAACCCUAUGUUCUCUCAUUCUUUCCGACCUAACAUAUUUGGUUUUUGCGGUUCUGGGUGCAUUUGGUGCAGCUUAUUACAAUAUUCGUAUUCCUAUACUGUUGGGCGAUCUUAUUAAUGUCCUUGCCCAAUUCGCACAUCCCCACUCCAUUCCAGCGUCUGCCCUCAGGUCACCUGCUCUUCGCCUCUGUGGAGUUUUUUCACUUCAGUCACUAUGCACAUUUGCGUAUAUUGGCUUCCUGGCAACUGUAGGUGAGCGUAUUGCUUGUCGUUUGCGGAAUAUGCUCUUUGAGCAUGUAAUAUACCAGAAAGUGCGCUUUUUCGAUGAAAGGACCUCUGGUUGGAUUAUUGAAAGAAUAACAGCUGAUGUACAAGACUUCAAGAGCUCUUUCAAAUUUUGUAUUUCUCAAGGUCUUCGUAGUGGAGCCCAGAUCAUUGGAUCGGGUAUUGCCAUGUACAUGAUAUCACCAACACUAACCGCCGCUCUAAUGGGAUGUCUUCCACUUGUAUUCUUCGUUGGCGGCCUAAUCGGUAACCAACUGCGUCGCAUGAGUCAUGUUGCUCAUGACAAGAGUAAUGCAACCACCGAAAUUUCAACGGAGGCCUUCACUCACAUUCGCUCCGUCAAGUCACUGGCAAUGGAAGAUCAAAUGGUGGAGCGGUAUCGCCAGGGAACGAGCGAGGCAUGUCGGUUACACGAAAACCUGGGCUAUGGAAUUGGGUGCUUUCAAGGCCUAUCCAACUUCGCAGUGAACGGAUUGGUGCUGGGAGUGCUCUACUUGGGAGGCAACCUAAUAAAUCGAGGCGACAUGGAUGCUGGUCAACUCAUGGCUUUUCUGGUGGCCGCACAAGCUGUCCAUCGAUCUCUCACCCAAAUCUCCCUCCUCUUCGGCCAGGUUAUCCGAGGCAGCUCGGCUGCUGCGCGCAUCUCUGAGCUCCUCUCCUAUCCCCCCACCAGUGAGGCGCUAGCCUACAAAAGUGGUCUUUGCAGGCUCCCUUCGGUAGCCACCACAGACUCCGCUCCUGUGAUCCGCUUUGAAAAUGUCACCUUCAGCUACCCCAAUCGCCCCGAGGCUAUGGUGUUUAAUGAUCUCAGCUUUGAAAUUCCUGCUGGCAAAGUGGUUGCACUUGUGGGUGAAUCCGGUGCAGGUAAAUCGACGGUAUUGGCUCUGCUGGAGCGCUUCUACGAGCCCCUUUCGGGUCGCAUUACUCUCGAUGGAGUGGACAUUCGCGCCUUUAGUCUGAUGGAGCUGCGCGGUCGCCUAUUGGGCUACAUCAGCCAGGAGCCCGAGAUCUUCCAUACCACUGUGCGGGAUAACAUCCUUUGUGCCCGUCCCACAGCCACGAAGGCCGAAAUUUUAGCUGCGGCGUUGGUUGCACAGGUAGAUGCCUUUGUACGAGAUCAUCUUCCCAAGGCCUAUGACAGUAUAGUGGGUGGUGGCUCCAGCUCCAGCUCUGCGGGUCUCAGUGGGGGCCAGCGACAGCGCCUGGUGAUUGCGCGUGCAAUUCUCAAGAAUGCCCCUAUUCUGCUGCUUGAUGAGGCCACUUCAGCACUGGAUGCAGAGUCAGAAUUUCAGGUGCAGUCGGCACUGCAAAAUGCCAUGCAGGGCAGGACCGUUUUAAUAGUCGCGCAUCGACUGAGCACAAUCCGUUGCGCCGAUGUCAUCAUUGUUAUGCAUAAGGGUCGUAUUGUCGAGCAAGGAACUCAUGAGGAGCUGAUCAAAAGAAGGGGCCGCUACUACAAGCUUCUGCAACGCCAAGGCAAGGAUAAUUAA